GGCGCUAAGAUGGCGGCCAAGGGCUCCCACUCGCACGUGAAGCUGGAGGGGGAGAUCGAGCGGUGCCGCGCGGAGGGGCAGUGGGGGCAGCUCCGGCACCUGGCUCAGCAGCUGCUCCCGCCGGCACGGCCCCCGCGCAAGGCGGCGGGGGGCGCACAGGACGCGGAGGACUACGGGAGCAUGCUGCUUGCAGAGGCUCUGCUAGAAGAAUGUUUGAAGGAAAACUUUGCCAAACUGAAGGACUCCAUUCCACUGACAGAGAAGAAUGAGCCAAAACUGAGUGAAGUUAAACAGUAUCUGACCAGUAUCUUAACCAGAGGAAAGCUACGACCUAAGUAUAUGACAGAAGCUAUGCUGAUCCUAGGAAAGCUUCAUUAUGUGGAGGGAUCCUACAGAGAUGCCAUCAGCAUGUAUGCAAGAGCAGGAAUUGAUGACUUCUCAACAAAAGAUGAACCUCUGUACGUGCUGCGUUUGGUAACUGAAGCUUUCGUUAUUAAAGGUCUGUCACUGGAGCGCUCAACCAACUCAAUUGCCUCGCGUGCUCGACUGUGUGAAAGGGAGGAAGAAGUCAUGGCUUGUUUUGAGACAGCGUGUGUCAUUGCCCAGGUGUACUUGCAGGAGCUUGAAAAGACCUUAAACAACACGCAUUCAAGGAGUAUCAAGGGCAGCAACAUUACCUACUCUGAGUUUGAACUUUCCUUCUUCCUGGAAGCAGCUCUACAGAGUGCCUACGUGACUCAUUUAAAGAAGGGAAAUAUUGUGAAAGGAGUGAGGAGUCUGCGAGAAAUGCUACGGACUGUGGAAACAAAAGCUACUCAGACCUUCAAAAUGACUGCAGCCAAACAGCUAGCCCAAGUACUUCUCCAUUCCCUCAGUGAAGACUGUUACUGGAACCCUUUAUCUGAUCCGCUUCCUGAGUUCAUGAACAAGGAAGAUCAGUCUUAUGUUAGCAAUCUUCUUUGUCGGAGGCCUGAGCUGUAUACAGAAGAGAAUGCGUACUGCCCUCAAGACAACGUAGAAGAGGCUCUUCUUCUCCUCUUAAUCAGUGAAUCCAUGGCAAACCGCGACGCAGUGAUCAGCCGAGCCCCAGACCAGCAGGAUGACCGAGCUGUCAGCCUCCGGGAUGCUUCUGCAGUCUACGACCUCCUCAGUAUCACGCUGGGCAGAAGAGGGCAGUAUGUCAUGCUUUCUGAGUGCUUGGAGAGAGCCAUGAAGUUUGCGUUUGAUGAAUUUCACCUCUGGUACCAGCUUGCCCUCUCCAUGGUGGCUUGUGGAAAGUCAGCAUAUGCUGUGUCAGUGCUCAAAGAGUGCGCUAAACUGCGACCUACAGAUCCCACCGUUCCCCUUCUGGCUGCCAAGGUCUGCAUUGGGUCGCUGCACUGGCUGGAAGAAGGAGAAUACUUUGCUAAAAUGGUGAUAGACCUGGGUGAGGAUGCUGGAGAGUCCCUAGCAAAGGGUUACCUGGCACUGGGCCUGACAUACAGUCUUCAAGCUACUGAUGGUCUGGUGAAGAAUCUGUUGAAGACAGGGGAAGGUGAGAUGAAUAUAACAAAGGCUAAAGAGGAAAGACCAGCUACUCUGAGAGGCACUCAGGAUGAAUUAAACAAGAAAGCACUUCAAACUUUGGAGAGAGCACGUGACUUGGCCCCAGAAGAUCACCAAAUCAUCCUCUACCUGUCACUGCAGCUGGCUUUUGUCAGACAGAUUUCUGAUGCUAUAGAACAUCUUCAAGAAGCACUGCAACUGUGCAAAGAUGACAUGAAUUCACUUCAUCUACUGGCCCUCCUCUUUUCAGCUCAGAAGCACUAUCAGCAUGCGCUGGAUGUCAUCAACAUGGCUGUCGUUGAAUACCCGGAAAGCUUUAGCUUACUCUUCACCAAAGUCAAACUGGAAUGGAUACAUAAAGGACCUGAAGAAGCUCUGGUGACAUGCAGACAUAUGUUGCAGAUGUGGCAGAUGGUAUAUAACGUUUUACAGCACAGUGCCUCUGAGAAAGGAAGUAGUGUGACCGAAACACCAGUGAUCAAAAAGCAUAAUGGACUGCAUCUCACGCUCCCAGAUGCUCACGAUACCGAUUCUGGAUCACAGCGAGCCUCUUCCCUUGCUGCAUCAAGACUGGAACAGGCCAUGUCUGAGAUAACUAUGCAGAGCAGUGCAAUGAAGCAAGGACCUAUGCAGCUGUGGACAGCUCUUGAACAAAUUUGGCUACAAGCAGCUGAACUCUUCAUGGAACAACAGCAUCUCAAAGAAGCAGGCUUUUGUAUCCAGGAGGCAGCUAGUCUUUUCCCCACAUCUCAUGCUGUACUGUACAUGCGUGGGAGGCUUGCAGAGAUGAAAGGCAAUUUGGAGGAGGCUAGGCAAUUGUAUGAUGAAGCGCUCACAGUGAAUCCAGCUGGAGUGGAAAUUAUGCACAGCCUGGGCCUGGUGCUGAACAGACUUGGGCGGAGGGACCUGGCCCAGAAAGUCCUCAGAGAUGCCAUCCGGAUCCAGACCACCAGUCACAGGGCCUGGAACAGCCUUGGAGAGGUCUUGCAAGCCCAGGGGAAAAACGAAGCAGCCAUCGAAUGUUUCCUCACCGCUCUGGACCUCGAAUCCAGCAGUCCUGUCAUCCCAUUCACUGUCAUUCCCAGGGAGCUCUGAAGCUUUGCCCUGCAGCUAAGCACCUUCAUUCCGUGGACAGACAUCAGAUCCAAAUAAAGAAAGAAAAUGCCCAACAGAAAUGUGCCAUUGUAACCCAGAACUGGGCAAAAUAAUUCCAGGACGGGGCUCAGGUCUACACACUCAGCUGAGACAAGCCUAACUGUAGAAGAAUUUGCAACAGGCAGAAACAGAGAAUGCCUUUUUCUUCACAGGUGCCUGGCUCACCUCCUGUUCGUGUUAACAGCAAGGCUUAUUUCAAAGUGUUAGUUCAAGGUGACUGUCUGUAGAAUAGAUCAUGCUAGGGUACAGCUGUUCUAAGCACUUGCACCUUUCAAUUUUCAUUAAAGAUAAAAACCCCAAGCUCUGAAUUAAAGCCCAGACCUGCUCUAAAUGGGUAAGCAAAUGCACCAACUAACUCGACCAAGUUGUCCUUAUUAAGCAUGUGGUUGCCUCCACGCAGAUCUGACAGGAUAGGAAUGGCAAUUAAACCAUAUAGACACGCAGUAUAUGCUGUUUACAAAAUUAUUUUAGCUAUUUUGAUAAUUGUUUUUCCUGUCUUGCUCUUAUAUACUGCAGAUGCUCACUAUAUUUAGCGUGGCGUUUGCUUAGACCAAUUUAAAUUAAAAAUACUUUUUUUUUUUAAAGCUGCUAUUGCAGUAUGAUUCACAAACGCAGAAAGACCAAAGACCAAAUCAGUUCACACUUGAACUAGUAUUAAAAACAUGUAUGUAUCUCCAAUUACCUAUUUACUGAAAGGCCUUACAUGAAGUAACUAAUUAUAAAAUCUGAGCUUCAUUCUUAUUAAUCACCUAUCGCAUCACUUUUAGUGAGGAAUGUAGUGUUUACCAGUAUAUAGUGACUGAACUCUGUGCUUUACUGCAUUACCAUUCCUGGCACAGAACGUUUUCAUAUCCGUCUUUUCAUGAUAUAAAAGAUGGCAGCAGUCUUUUAAGGGAAAGUCUGCUGAAGGCAGUAUGUGUGUAUAUGAAUUGCUUCUUUCCUAGAACCAAAUCUUUGGAUUGUCUGUAGAAAUUUGACAUUAGAGGUACGGAGCUGAGCCUUCAGCGGAGCGGGAUCAUUUUGUGUGUGGUAUCAGAUGUUAAAAGCGAUCUCCAGAGCCAGCUGAAGAGCUCCUAAUCCGCACAACCUCCCUGCGGCUGGCACGGCCGGGACAGGGGGUGCAGCUGGCGUACCCCCUGCUAAGCUGCUCCGUAGCUCAGCGUCACCUCCCCAGGACCUCGGCAGCGCGGUGGAGCUGUACCGUGCUGUCACACGACGCACCAGAGCCAGCCCCGUCCAGACCGGUCCCGAGAUGAAGAUGAUGCAGAAUGAGCUGCGGGCACUUUUCUAUACAAAAGGUUGGGGCUCUGUGCCCAUUUCUGCCCAAAGAAGAUUUGUGACUGUUUCGUAAGUGGGUUUGCACUAAAACACACUUUGUACUAUAGUUCUGCCCAGUAUUGUGAUCUGCAACUAGUUUGUUCCGGAAAUAAUAAUAUCCUCAGGCAAUAAACGAGUAGGGGUUAUUUCUUAAAGAGCCUGAGGCUCUGGCAGCAGACUUGAAGUCAGCGUUGUUUACAAUUAUUUGGAAACCUGCAGGCUAAUGGAGAGGUGGGCUCCUCACGCCGCUCCCAGACCACACCAGGACAGAGCCCCUGCCCCCAGAGUCCCCUCGAGGUGCCCGCACCGAGGGAAGCGCCCUGCCCACCGCGGGCUGCUCUCAGCAGCCUGUUGCACUCCCAGGCCAAUACAUUGCUUUUUUUUUUUUCCAUUAAAUCUUGCCGGUGCAACAGCCCAGCUUAUUCCUCUGUUCACUGAGGGAUCUGGAGUGAAAGCAGCUCAGCCAUGAUAGGUCCUCGGCCCGUAAGGCCUCUCGUUUUCCAGUGCCACACAGGCACCAAACGGGGCUUUUUAGGCCAGAGGCAGGUUUCCAAGGAGACCGUGUUACCCGGCCGCGUUUCUUGUUUGCAAUAGCACCAGCAGCAGAGGAAGGAGUAGGUGUUAAAGUACCAGAAUUAAAUGAGUUUCAUGAAGACAGAAAGACGCAGCAGAGACCCAUUUUGCUGUGAAGGAUGCUAUGGAGUCAGCUUGCUCUGCAC
Molecule: messenger RNA, 4736 nt
Organism: Grus americana (Whooping crane)
Lineage: Eukaryota; Metazoa; Chordata; Aves; Gruiformes; Gruidae
Gene: TTC7A
Product: tetratricopeptide repeat domain 7A
Exons: 21
Coding region: 10-2640 (876 amino acids)
Biological process (GO): protein localization to plasma membrane; phosphatidylinositol phosphate biosynthetic process
Cellular component (GO): plasma membrane
Molecular function (GO): protein binding
Source: RefSeq, a predicted model, not a curated record